Molecule: messenger RNA, 4236 nt
Organism: Meriones unguiculatus (Mongolian gerbil)
Lineage: Eukaryota; Metazoa; Chordata; Mammalia; Rodentia; Muridae
Gene: Usp22
Product: ubiquitin specific peptidase 22
Exons: 13
Coding region: 170-1747 (525 amino acids)
Biological process (GO): protein deubiquitination
Molecular function (GO): cysteine-type deubiquitinase activity; zinc ion binding
Source: RefSeq, a predicted model, not a curated record
CCGCCCCGCGCCCCCUCCUGGAAGCCGGGGAGAGCUGCGUGAGCGGUCGGUGCAGCCGUCGCCUGCCGGGGCUCUCCGCGCGGUCUUUGUCCGCCGCUUUGUUCUCGCCGCGCUGGCGUCGUCCUCGCCCCCGUCGCCGCCCGCCCCGCGCGCCCGGGCCUUGCCCGCCAUGGUCGCCCGGCCCGAGCCCGAGGUGGAGGCCAUGGACGCCGAGCUGGCCGUGGCGCCGCCGGGAUGCUCGCACCUGGGGAGCUUCAAGGUGGACAACUGGAAGCAGAACCUGCGGGCCAUCUACCAGUGCUUCGUGUGGAGCGGGACGGCCGAGGCCCGCAAGCGCAAGGCAAAGUCCUGUGUCUGCCAUGUCUGCGGCAUCCAUCUGAACCGGCUGCACUCGUGCCUCUACUGUGUCUUCUUUGGCUGUUUCACAAAGAAACACAUCCAUGACCAUGCAAAGUCAAAGCGGCACAACCUGGCCAUUGACCUGAUGUAUGGAGGUAUUUACUGUUUCUUGUGUCAGGACUACAUCUACGACAAAGACAUAGAAAUCAUUGCCAAAGAGGAGCAGCGCAAAGCUUGGAAGCUGCAAGGUGUUGGAGAGAAGUUCUCAACUUGGGAACCAACCAAACGGGAGCUGGAACUGCUGAAGCACAACCCAAAGAGGCGGAAGAUCACCUCCAACUGCACCAUAGGUCUGCGUGGACUGAUCAAUCUGGGAAACACGUGCUUCAUGAACUGCAUCGUGCAGGCGCUGACCCACACACCGCUCCUGCGAGAUUUCUUCCUGUCAGACAGGCACCGCUGCGAGAUGCAGAGCCCCAGCUCCUGCCUGGUCUGUGAGAUGUCCUCUCUCUUCCAGGAGUUUUACUCGGGGCACCGCUCCCCACAUAUUCCGUACAAGCUGCUGCACCUGGUGUGGACGCACGCCCGGCACCUGGCCGGUUACGAGCAGCAGGAUGCACAUGAAUUCCUCAUUGCAGCCCUGGACGUCCUUCACCGGCACUGCAAAGGUGAUGACAACGGGAAGAAAGCCAACAACCCUAACCACUGCAAUUGCAUCAUCGACCAAAUCUUUACGGGUGGGCUCCAGUCUGACGUCACAUGCCAGGUCUGCCACGGGGUCUCCACCACCAUAGACCCCUUCUGGGACAUCAGCUUGGACCUGCCUGGUUCUUCCACACCAUUCUGGCCCUUGAGUCCAGGGAGCGAGGGCAGCGUGGUUAAUGGGGAGAGCCACACAUCAGGCACCACCACGCUCACAGACUGCCUCCGCAGAUUUACCAGACCAGAGCACUUAGGAAGCAGUGCCAAGAUCAAGUGUAGCGGUUGCCAUAGCUACCAGGAGUCCACAAAACAGCUCACCAUGAAGAAGCUGCCCAUUGUGGCUUGCUUCCAUCUCAAACGAUUUGAACACUCAGCCAAACUGCGGCGGAAGAUCACCACAUAUGUGUCUUUUCCCCUGGAACUGGACAUGACGCCCUUUAUGGCCUCCAGCAAAGAGAGCAGGAUGAAUGGGCAGUACCAGCAGCCCCUGGACAGUCUCAACAAUGACAACAAGUACUCCUUGUUUGCUGUUGUUAAUCAUCAAGGGACCUUGGAGAGUGGCCACUACACCAGCUUCAUCCGGCAGCACAAAGACCAGUGGUUCAAGUGUGAUGAUGCCAUCAUCACCAAGGCCAGCAUCAAGGACGUGCUGGACAGCGAAGGAUACCUGCUCUUCUACCACAAACAGUUCCUGGAAUACGAGUAGCCGGCUGCCCUGCUGGCCAGAAAAGAGAGCAAGCUUCCUGACCUGACCCCUGAUCUCCCCACAUCAGAACACCACGGUAUUCCUCCUGUGCAGGCGAGCCUCACACACGGCCCCCUGCACCAGGAGAUGCGUCAGGGUGGGAUGAGCUGUCAGAGCUGAGUGGGGUGUGCCCUUGGUGGAAAGGAGCUGAGGGGCUACCUCACCAGCACCUGCCUUCUCAACCUUGUAGUAGGCUGGGGAUGGAUGUUCUUAGAGCGGACCAGCCUUUGCUGGUGCUUUACUCUGCCAUCCCCCCUGGGUUUGUUAAAAAGCACCUGCCUUGUUGAAAAUGAGCCCUUCAAAGCUGUAGAAUAGGCCAAGAUGAUGCAGGAGGGCCGAGUGCGUGCACCAGCCCUCCGGCAUGACAGGCAGUCUAGUCUGUCCUUACAUUGUAAAAUAGUCCCUGGGCCCAGGUUGAGGCCACCCACAGGCUACAAACACAUCUGUCCUACAGAUAACUUAGCAUUAACUGCAUGUGGAAACAUCAGCCCUUUGUUUUCUAGAAAUAGGCAUUGUCUUACCUCUGUCCCUCACUCUUUUCCACAGUGGUGACUUUGCAUAAAUGUGACAGUAGUAAAGUAAGUGAUUAUAGUUUGUAUGGAGAUCUGGAUGAUCCUCUUCCCUUCUGCUUUUUGGUCAGUGCUUUUUCCUUGCCUGUGCCCUGCCUUUCUUCCACACAGUUAAUUGGUGGCCAGGAAGUGGAGAACAGGGUUCCUGUUAUCUUGAUCUUUGCAGUAGAUGGAAUCUUCCUACGUUUCCUCUUGGGCCUUUUGCCUGUCCAGGGUGGGUUAGUGGCUUUGUGAAGUUUGAGGCCGAGUGGUCCAGGCGGAGGCUGCGUUGACUAGGAAAGACUCUAUGGCCGGUUCUGCAGACAGGGUCAGUCUUGAAGUUUCUUGUAAGAUAUUUUGCAUGUAUAUCUGGACGAGGCUUAGGUUGUUGCUUCUAAAAAACUAAAAUCUGGGUCUUGGCGUUUGCUCUUUAUACCACUGCCUUUUCAGUGGUGCUGGCCCACGCGCCUAUUGACACCUCACCCCAGGAGUUUCAGGACAGGCAAGUACUUCCUAAGAGCCAGACUCUGAGCUAUAGGUCUAUAGCAGGUAACACGUGCAUCGUGUUGGCAUAGCAAGUACGGCUGUAAUUUUAAUUACAUAUAAUUAUCAUGUGUAUAGAUUUUUUAAAAAACUAUUUGAAAAUAAGACACUUUCACUGGCAGGCUACGAAAAGCAGGGCAGGGUCCAGCCCAGCUCCUUAGCUAGCCGUGGCACCGCUCAGCUGGUGUAAAAUUCCCCAGAAGUCAGGGGCAGCAACAGCCUCAUUGUGUGCCAUGACAUUUGCCCUGCUCUUCUCCGUUGUAUUUCUGUUUCUGCAUUUAAAGGAAAGAAGAGACUUGAAGCAUGUUUUAGAAAAAGCCUUUUUUGAGAAGUAUGGUUGAGCCCAGAUUCUCAGACAUAGACCCAUGUUUGUGGGAUUCUGCUAUGGAGACACCCUUGAGGAAGCACAUUCUAUUUGUGAAAAACCCCAUAGGAAAAAAUUCACUGCAGUUGGCCUACAGGAACCAGAGCCCAAAUUUUCCUGAAGGUCUGCUUCCUUGACACUGGUGGAUGGGACAUCCAAAGCAGGGGAAGUGAGCAGGUAUGCUGGCCAGGCCUGCUUCCUCUGUCCCCACAGCACAGCCCAUCUCUACCUGUAUUCUGGGCGCUGAGGAGGAAGAGGACAGCACCUGUCUUCUGUCAGCGUGACUUUAGCCUUUUAUAGCUGAAUGCAUUCCCCUCCUGCUCCGUGGGUUUAACAGUCUGAGCACUUUGUUCUGUACCUAGAGCAAGGAGGCCAGCCAACUCCAUGACUGCCACCCGUCUAUCUGGCCUCUGGCCUCGGGUCCUCAGCAUGGUAUCUCAGCUAGACAGGCACAAAUGGGUGACCAAGGAACAGCGUGUUUGAGCAUGGGCUUGGGAAGUUCUUUGAAUUCCCCUUUGCCAUGUAAGGACCACCCAGUGUACAUGCUCAGAUGGUCAAGAAGUGCGUCUCACCACAGGGCUUCGUUGCCCGCCGAUAGCCUAGAGCCGUGAGCAGACUUCCCACACGCUGCUGGCACCAGCUUCACAGAAAGGCGAGAGAUUCAGGAGUUAGGACAGGAUCUUCGAUUCCUCUCUUCACCCCAGGAAUGCCCCUCAAACUGGACACGGGCCUGAGUACCAUGUGAACCUGAGUGCUGUUUUGUUUGGCCUGGUGUGUAUGCUUUUCCUUGUGUAAAAUCAUUGUUUUGUUUUUGACAAGUGGCUUGUUUCAUUUCUUAUAGCUUUGAAAUUAAAAAAAAAAAAAAAUUGUGAGGGGAAAAAAUGCAAUGAUUGUGUUGUGGUUCGAAGUUUUAUUACUAAGACAUUUAUGUCACUUUUCCCUGUCAUUUUGACUCUCCUUUCCUAUAUCAUAAUAAAGCUGCAUUUUAUUCUGAA